UACAGAGUUUGCCAUCUUUAGACAUGCACCUCUCGAUCAAUCUUGCAAUUCCCAAGCGAAGUGGUCGCCUUGGCGUUUCCCAACCACCUCUAACGAUGACUUUGCUGUUCUCAGUACCGCAUUUGCUGAGAAAAUAUCCUCCUUCAUUCACACAACAACUACUGCGGAAUAAGGCUGGGCGAGCUUGUUUUGCGACAACUUCUCUCAGGCUCCGGGACAAAGAUGUCGGAUCGAUACAACAUGUUGACUAUGAGACCAAGUAUGCUGCAAAGCUGAAGAAACGUGCUGCUGAACAGGGUGUCACUAUAGAGGAGCUACGUGAACGGAUCAAAGAGAAGGAGAGACACGAAAGAGAGCUUCGGCGAGCCGCUUUACAGAAACACUCGGCGGAGGGAGACCCAGCAUACUCAUCUGCUAAUUUGCCGUUUAAUGCCUCGGAGCCUGAUGAGCAAGAGCUAGCCAUACGGAACAGCACGCCUUCUCCCAUCCGUCGUGUUCGCAAAGAUAGUUCUCCCGUCAAGCCGCUUUCAAGUAUCCUCAAUCUGGAAAAGUUGUUCUCAAAUGACCAUACUCCCGAACAAGUGUCGGUCUUGUGGCGGGCAUAUCACGCGUCUCGCUCAAAAGGCACCGGGCGAGGGUUCCUUUGUGCCACAUUACCCGUCGAGUCGUAUAAGCUCAUGCUCGAUGUUGCUACCCGGUAUCCGACCUUCAUUUUCCCCAUUCCAAGAGAGAAUGCUCAAACAGGCGAGCCGAUAUCAGAAGGCCAGCGGCCAGCUGAGUUCUUCUUCAUGCAAUGGGACUUCCACGGUGCUCCCCUAGAACCAAAGCCUCAGGAGGACAUUUUUGCACGUCCAAAAGUAUCGAAGAACCCACAGACGUCAACGGUUCUAUUUACACCUCUGCAAGAAUACAAACUCCGGGGUACGUUUGCAACCCCUCACCUUGUCAUCACGCACUAUCCGGACCUGGCGGAGACACAUGGAUUGGUUUUGCUUCGUGGUGAGAUCACACCCUCGCCCACGAACAAUGGUUCCUUUGGGGACGACGGCAGGUACCUGUUGAAUCAACAGGACGCUCAACUCCUUGCAUUGGGUGUACAAAAGUUCUAUCUCUGGAGCGAUGGUCACAAAGAACGCGAAGCGCUUUUGAAGCGCUUCCACGAGAGCCCCGCUGAUUUCAAGUGGGAGGAAUUGCUGAAACACAGCGAAGUAUCAUCAUAGCUAGUGGCGGAUAGACAUGCGGCGGUCCCACAAGCGCUGGGAUACAACUGGCUCUCGGGUGGUCUAGAUGUCGUUCGUGUCGCGGACAGUAUGUGUCUUCAGAACUCAAUUGAAUCAGUGAGCAAAGAACGUUUCUAUCUAUUUAUACAAUACAUAGGUCGCCCAAGUCGGCGCAUUGUGCACGCCGGAUAUCACAUUGCGUAUCGAGACGAGAGCUACGUUACAUGCAGUGACAGUCGAUAUUUGAUUUUUGCAUCGUUCGGUACCAGAAGGCUUGUAGAUGGCUUUGAACCUACUUACAGUGCCGCUGCGUAUCUGCGCCAAGCCAACGUUUUACCCCGUCGAUCUGGUCCCUGAUCCUCCAAGAGAUUGAAUAGAGUGCUACAUCGCAG
This is a messenger RNA of Somion occarium, 1612 nucleotides long. The record is from the annotation of a GenBank genome assembly. Lineage: Eukaryota; Fungi; Basidiomycota; Agaricomycetes; Polyporales; Cerrenaceae.